Papaver somniferum (opium poppy) is the source of this 1310-nucleotide messenger RNA. RefSeq names its product transcription factor MYB114-like. The transcript has 3 exons. The record is from RefSeq and is a predicted model, not a curated record. Bases 319 to 804 code for a protein of 161 amino acids. Lineage: Eukaryota; Viridiplantae; Streptophyta; Magnoliopsida; Ranunculales; Papaveraceae.
UGAUUUCGGCUCCGACCUCAAAAAAAAUGCUAAAAGGAACGAAAGUCUUAUAGUAGUCACUUGUAAAUAAAUUAUUCUUCCAAUAUACUUACCUAGUUACAACAAAUGAACGCAUUGAACCGUAUACAUUUGUAUAUAUAAGCUUCCUCUCUUAUCUGUCUGAAGAUUAUCAUUGCUUCUUUGCAAGAAUGAAUAAGGCUGUAUGUUUCUGAUUAUAUAUAUUUCUGCUAGAUGCUAACUAUAUGCAACAUAUCAAUUAUAGAGUUAAAAAUCGAGAAACAUAUGGUAUAUCGUGUAUUGUUGUGAACUUACGAUGCUAUGGGAAGUUCCUCUUCAAUUGUAUUUUCAGAGAUGAGAGGUUUGAGAAAAGGUACUUGGUCUAAAGAAGAAGAUCAACUUCUUAGGAGAUGUAUAGAAAAGUUUGGCGAAGGGAAAUGGAGCCAAGUUCCUCUCAAAGCAGGACUGAAUCGAUGCGGGAAGAGCUGUAGAUUGAGGUGGUUAGACUACCUACAACCAAAUAUCAAGAGAGGAGAUUUUGAGCCAGAUGAACUGGAUCUCAUCAUUCGAAUGCAUAAGCUUCUCGGUAACAGAUGGUCAUUAAUUGCCGGUAGGCUUCCAGGAAGAACAGCAAAUGAUAUCAAGAAUUACUACAACACUCACUUGAAGAAAAAUUCUUUCUUCAAAUACGAUACUGAUCAGGAGGAACAAGUGGUAGUGAUCGAGAAAUUAGAUAAUAACAUUAAUGAUCAUUGUCCACGGUUCAAAAACGUAAACGCCGACUUCUUCUGGACAUCAAUAACGUAGAUGAUGGUGAUAACGUUAAUCUUUUGAAGAUGAAGACCAAGAUUAUAAGUCCUCUACCUCGACGCUUCUCUAGAGAAGAAUAUCAGUGGAUUACAAAUAAAGCUUUAUCGGAAGAUAGGACGGACAAUAUUAAUAGUGCCACAGCAGCUACAACCCCUAAUAUUGAUAGUAGCAAUAAAAUUACAAAAUUUUCUGAAGGCAUUGAUGAUGGUCACCGUACUUACUAUUGUAGUUAUGAUAAUGAUGAUGAUCAGGAGGUAGAUGAAGGUGGUAAUGUUGCUGACAACAACUACUGGAAUAGUUUUUAUUUGGAUCACAAUGCAGGGCAUAUGUUAGGUGAAGAACAAGAUCCAUACUUCAUCUUCUAGAAGUGAAGUAUAGAGUUAAGUGGUUAAUUUUAUUACUCAAUGAAAAAGAGGCCAAAAAGCACCAUUGUAGAAAAUCCUUUUCCUGUUUCUGGAACCUUUUCUUUUUUGAAUAUAUACAGAAAUAUGUCUGUUCUGGAC